Candida tropicalis MYA-3404 is the source of this 3126-nucleotide messenger RNA. RefSeq lists its product as uncharacterized. The coding region runs from base 1 to 3126 and encodes 1041 amino acids. NCBI's taxonomy places the organism in Eukaryota, Fungi, Ascomycota, Pichiomycetes, Serinales, Debaryomycetaceae. The record is from RefSeq and is a predicted model, not a curated record. Gene Ontology annotation, molecular function: protein binding. The transcript has a single exon.
AUGACAACAAUAGCCAUUCCUCCAUUACCAUUUAAAGUGAAAACUGUUGUUUCAUGGGCAGGUGAAGAAGAUGGAGAUUUAGGAUUCAUGGAAAAUGAAAUAGUUGAAGUUUAUUCCAUAGUUGAUGAAAGUUGGUGGAGUGGUAAAUUACGAAGAAAUAAUGCUGAAGGAAUAUUUCCAAAAGAUUAUGUGGCCAUUCUUGAAGAUAAAUUAAAUCAUUCAAUGUCAUCUUUAUCAUUACAAGAUACUAGAAGUACUCCUACUAAACAAUAUGAUAAUGAUUAUAAUGGUAGAAGAAGUGCUGGUGGAAAUACUCCUUUAGGCGGCAGUUAUCCAAGAAUGAAAAAUAAUUUUGCCAAUGAUUCUAUUGAUUAUGAUGCAAUUGAUCAAAGUUUUGAACAACUGCAACAAGGUUAUGAAGAUGGUGGUAGAUAUGGUAAACCAUAUACGCCAACUAAAAAUAAUGUUCGUUCUUCAAAAUACAUGCUGUCCUCAAUGAAUCAUCCAAAGAAUAAAUUAACUUAUCAACAACAAGAAGAAUUAUUAAGACAAAAGGAAAAAGAAAUUGAAUAUUUUAAAGCAAUGCAACAACAACAAAGUUAUCAUGUAAAACCAAAAGUUUCAAUGGAUAAUAAAAGACUAUCAUUUCAACAUGUGCAAAGUAGUCCUGAUGUCAUUGGUAAACAACAGCAACAACAACAUUAUCAACAACUGGAUUAUAACUCACCAAUGAGCAUGAAAUCCCCAUCUUAUAUUGAUGUUUCUCAUACUUCAAAACAAGCCUUUAAUACAACUAUUGAUAAUGCAUAUUUACCUGAUGAAUAUAGCAACACACCAACCAAAUCACAAAAGAGGGCAUCUGUUUCAAAAGAACAUGACAUACUUCAAGAAUAUGAAGAAAUUGCCAGAAAGAAAGCACAAUUGGAAAUGGAAUUGGAAAGAUUAAGACAAGUUGAAAAAGCUGCUAAUAAAAUAGCGGAAAUGAAAAGUCCUAUUCAAAAGGAUAAUUAUUCAAUUGAUUCUUAUGGUACUGACGCAUCCAAAAAAUUUUCAUCCAAAGAUGAUUUAAGUAAAAAAUUGUCAAGAUUUGCUACUGAUGAAUAUGAUGAUGAUGAUAAUGAUAAUGAUGUACGUAGGAAUCAUCGUUCUCCAUCUCCACGUGAUGAAUCUCCACCACCACCUCCACCACCAAAACAUACCAAACCAGCUUAUCAUUAUGAUGAAUUCAAUAGAUCUGGAAAUAUAAAUGGUGAGAGUAAAGUACCAUUUGAUGCUGAUGAUUUUAGAAUUUCAACUGCUUCACAAAGUAAAAUGGAUGAAGAUGCAUACCUUAAAUUAUCAUUAAGACAAGAGGAGUUGAAAAAUUCAAUUAAAUCAUUACAAAGUGAUGUUUUAAAUUUAUCAGAAUUGAGUGCAACCAGUGCUGGUUCUUUCUAUAGACAUAAAUUUGAAAAAGGAUUCCAAGAAAGUAUUCAACUUAAACCGAGUGUUAAUUCUAGAAAAGAUGAUGAUUUCAAAAAUGAUGAACUUGAUAAAAAAUCAGAAGUAAUGGAAGCUGUUUUCCAAGAUAAGAAAUCAAAACCAAAUAUUUUCCAGAAAUUAUUACGUAAAAAUACAGAAGAACUUAAUCCAAUUGAAAGGAAAAUCCAAAAACUGAAUGAAAUUGAUUGGGCUACUUUCAAACAAGAUAUCAAUAGAAUGAAUUCCUUAACUUCACAUGAUAAACAAAACAGAACUAAACGAGUAGUAAGACAAGAUGGUGGAUUGAUUAUUAAACCAUUGGAUUAUAUUUCUGAAAUCAACACUAAUGAAACUGUUGGUUCAGAUGAUGUACUUGAUUUAAGAAAUGUUCAAUACAGUAGAAUCGAUACAUUUGUUCUGAGUUAUGAUCUUAGUCAUGAUUUAAAUGAAUUUAUUUCUGAUAUAUCUACUAAAUUUCAUUUAAGAGUUGUUGAUCAAAUUAGAGGUAUUUUAACUCAUUUAUGUAAAUUUGAAAUCAUUGAAGAACCUUCUAAAAUUCUGCAAGUUAAACCUAAAUUGGCUGAAGUUCAAAAAGCCGGCAAAGUAACUAUUUAUCAACUUAAUUAUAUUUUCAAGAAAAUCUUGGAUGCAUUAAGAAUUCCAUGUGAAGUUGUAUUAGGAUUCUGGAAAAAACCUAAUGAAUUUUAUCAUAAUGAACAAUAUGUUGUUAAUCAUUGUUGGCUUUCAGUAUUGGUUGAUAAUAAUUUCCGUAUAAUGGAUAUUUAUAAUUUCAAAAACCCAUCCAUAUGUAAUUUGAGACAGGAUAAAACCAAUGAAUUUUAUUUCUUAGCUGAACCACUAAGUGUGGUAUCAACUCAUAUUCCAUGUAUUAUUGAUUUACAACAUGUUAUGCCACCUAUUGAUCCAAAUAUUGCCUUUUAUUUACCACGUACAUAUUCUGGAUUUUACAAGAGUGAUUUAAGUUUUAAAAAUUUCAAUAAUGCAUUGACUAGAUUACAUGAUUUGGAGUUGUUUGAAUUAGAACUUAGUAUACCACAUGAUGUUGAAUUAUUUACAUUAGUUAAAACAUCAAAGAUAACAUCUAAUGAAUUAAGUUUAUGUCAAAUUAAAUGGGUUAAUCAUAAAAGAGUAGCGAAAAUUAAAGCAGUAUUACCAGAAAAUGAAUCAGUGGGUGUAUUACAAAUAUUUGCUGGAGCCAAAGGAUUACAAAAACAUUUUGAUAAUAUUCAUGAAUUGGCAAUUGUUAUUCCAUUAAUGCAUCAAGGUAUUUCAAAACAAACUAAAUUUGUACAAAAAUUUCCAACUGUUCAAAGUCAAAGAAAUGAUUUAUAUAUUGUUAAACCUCAAACAAGUAAAAUCAUUGCUAAUAAUUUAUAUAAUUUUGAAAUUGAACAAUAUCCAUCUACUGGGGUUAAUUCAGGAUCAGGUUUAAUGAAUCAAGAUUUUAAAUUAGUUAUUGAAUCACCAUCAGGAAAAUAUUUGAAAUUAAGUAAAGAAGAUAUGACUAAACCUUAUGGAACUUAUUCAUUAAAUAUGAAAUGUCAUGAAACUGGUAUGUAUAGAGGUUUAGUAAUUGGUGAUAGUGGUAACAGUUGGUAUGUUUUUGCACAAUGGGAAUGUGUUCAAGGCACAGUCACUAAUUAG